Molecule: messenger RNA, 1389 nt
Organism: Humulus lupulus (European hop)
Lineage: Eukaryota; Viridiplantae; Streptophyta; Magnoliopsida; Rosales; Cannabaceae
Exons: 3
Coding region: 1-1389 (462 amino acids)
Molecular function (GO): RNA-DNA hybrid ribonuclease activity; nucleic acid binding
Source: RefSeq, a predicted model, not a curated record
AUGGCCAUGGUGAUACACGAGGCACCACGCACACCCACUGGAAGCCCGCAGGAGCUAGACCCCAGAACCGUGGAGGAAUCAAGGGCGGAACCUGUGGAAGAAAUAGAGGAGGUUGAAGUAAUGGAGGAAUCGUUGAGAAAAUUGAAGGUAGGAAAAAGUCUUCAGAAUGACGUGAAGGAGAGGCUGAUAAGGUUUUUGGAGGAUAACCUAGAUGAGCACUUGGGGAAGCCACCCCUGUUGGAAAAACCUGAAAAGGGUGAAAAGCUAUACUUGUACUUGGCAGUGUCCGAACAUGCCGUAAGCGCGGCUUUGGUUAAAGGGGAGAAGAAGCAUCAACGACCCGUGUACUAUAUCAGCAAGCGGCUGGCGGACGCGGAGAAUCGAUACCCUGAGAUUGAGAAGUUGGCAUAUGCAUUAGUGGUGGCUUCAAGGAAGUUAAGACCCUACUUCCAUGCUCAUGCAAUCGAAGUUCUCACUAAUAGUCCCCUGAGACAGCCGAGUGAAGGAAGAAGUGAAGAAGAGGGGCAGUCAGUUGCAGAAAGGGAGACAAGGAGUUUUGAGGGAUGGAGCCUGCAUGUGGAUGGGGCAUCCAACGAAGGAGGAUCUGGAGCAGGCAUCAUGAUGACUGGACCCGAAGGACUGAGGAUGUACUACGCAAUACGGUUUGGAUUCGAAGCCUCGAACAAUGAGGCAGAGUAUGAAGCGCUUCUGGCAGGACUGCGAUUGGCCCAGGGGUUGAAGGUAACACAUCUACACAUCUAUAGUGAUUCACAGUUGGUGGUAUUCCAGGUGAAAGGGGAGUACCAAGCGAGGGGACCCAAGAUGGCUACAUACUUGGAAAGGGUAAGAAGUUAUUUGGAGCAAUUGGUGGAAUAUAGCAUAGAGCAGAUCCCGAGAGAGAAGAAUACCCAUGCUGAUGCCCUCGCGAAGCUGGCUUCCACUAGAGAUGGAGAUACCCUCGAAUCAGUGCCUGUAGAAUACUUACCAAGGCCAAGCAUUGCCAAUCCAGACGUUCACAUGGUCAACGCCCCGAAGGAGUCAUGGGCUAGCCCGAUUAUAGACUAUCUGAAGGAUGGAGUGGUGCCAACAGACAAGAGGGAGGCUAGGAGACUAGUUUACAAGGCAGCCCGAUACAGCUUGGUAGAUGGGGUCCUGUACAAAAGGGGGUUUUCUGUGCCACUCUUGCGGUGUGUUGAUGAGGAAGAAGCUAUGAAGGUGCUGUAUGAAAUCCAUGAGGGUGAAUGUGGCAACCAUGCAAGUGGACCAUCCACGGCUCGGAAAGCCAUGAGGCAAGGGUACUACUGGCCUUCCAUGGAGAGAGAUGCUAAUGAUUUCGCAAGGAAAUGUGACAAAUGCCGAAGGCAUGCGAACUACCCCCAAAUGACUUGA